AUGGACUUGGGAAUUUUGUGGAGUUUACCACUAAGUGAUUUGCAAGUAAUUGGAGAACGACUGAGUAAUAGCGUCAGUGAUCUUCGAUUGCUAGUGAAUGAUCUGCAAUCUGAAAAUAAGAGACUACUUCAAGGGUAUUCUGACUUAAAAGCACACAUUGAAUACUUACUAUCAAGGGAGCAGAUAUUAACAGAUAAUUUAUUUCGAGACAUACUUAAUUUAAAUAACCGUAGUAGUUUAAAUUUAGAUGCACCAAACCUUAAAAUCUUGGAUGAAUCGACUCCAGAAUGUACAACCUGCACAGAACAGAUGGGUUUAGAUGCAGUUGAAUUAGGAAAAUUGACAGGAAGACGACUUAAUAAAACUUGUUCAUUAAAUACUACAAACAAUUCUAUAUGUUUGAAACAAAAGCUCCUUACCACUAUAAAGGAAACUCCAAUUGUUGGUAAAGAUGAAUGCAACAUAUUAUAUACACAAGACCAAGGGAGAGCCACUACUACUGCAACAUCUAAACUUGAAAUUUCACAUUACAUCUUUAAAGGGUCAGAUCUGGAAUAUGAACUUAAGUUGCAGAUAGACGAGUAUACUUGUGCAUUGAUUAAAUUUGAUGGUAAAUUAGGAGAGGAAAUGUUAAAUGAGUUAGUAGAUGAGAUUAUUAGAGAGGUGCGAGUCAAACCUAUAUAUAAAAGUAUACUAAUACAAUUAAUAAAACACUUUAAAGACAGCGGGGUAUUCACAUCUGAAAUUGAUCUUGCAGACCUGGACCCCUGGGAAACAUACUGCUAA
Cryptosporidium muris RN66 is the source of this 786-nucleotide messenger RNA. RefSeq lists its product as uncharacterized. NCBI's taxonomy places the organism in Eukaryota, Apicomplexa, Conoidasida, Eucoccidiorida, Cryptosporidiidae. The coding region runs from base 1 to 786 and encodes 261 amino acids. The transcript has a single exon. The record is from RefSeq and is a predicted model, not a curated record.